AUGAAAACAGAAUUAGGGUGGGUUUUAUCAGGACCGCUGAGAGUACAAGACAUUGAGAGAGCGGAGCCAGUCCAAGUGAAUUUUGUAGCACAGAGAUUGAGUAGUGAAGACAGUUUGGAGAGUAAUGUGCAAAAAUUAUGGAGUUUUGAAGGGUUAGGCAUUAGUGAGGAAGAUAAGGUACAUGAAGAGUUUUUAGAUGAAAUAUCAUUUACAGGAAGUAGAUAUUCAGUCAAACUGCCCUGGAAGGAGAGCCAUAAGAAGUUGCCUGACAACUAUGCAAAUAGCUUAAGUAGAAUGAAGGGUCAGCUGCGACGACUGAGGAAAGAGCCAGCAUUGUUAGCAGAGUAUGAUUCUAUCAUCAGAGACCAGGUAGAGCGAGGGAUAGUGGAGCCAGUAUCUGCAUUAGAGAAGGUUGAAAGGGUUCAUUAUUUACCACACCAGGCAGUAAUUCGCAGGGAGGCAGUGACCACUAAACUCCGGAUCGUCUAUGACGCAUCAUCCAAGGAAGGUAAGUCUGGGACAUCGCUUAACGACUGCCUACAUGUUGGGCCUUCUCUCAAUCCAUUAUUAUACAGCAUAUUAAUACGGUUCAGAGAAAAUAGGAUUGCUUUAGUUGGUGACAUAGAAAAGGCAUUUUUGAAUGUUGAAGUAGAUAAGGCGGAUAGAGAUUGUUUGAGAUUUUUGUGGGUCAAUGAUAUAGAAAGUGAUAAGUUGGAGAUAGUUGUUUAUAGGUUUUGUAGAGUAGUUUUUGGAGUGAAUGCAUCACCAUUUCUAUUGAAUGCAACCUUAAGGCAUCAUUUAACAAAGUAUAACGAAAUCGAUGCUGCAUUUGUAAGAAAGUUGCAGGAAAGUUUUUACGUUGACGACCUGGUCAGUGGUGAGAGUACGGUAGAGAAGACCUUUGAACUUUAUGAUAAGGCUAAGACAAGAAUGGCACAAGGGGGUUUUAGAUUAAGGAAGUGGUUGACCAACAGUGAGGUGUUAAGGAGUAAACUAGAGAUUCACGAAAAGAUCAGGGUGGGAGAAAAGGCAGAGACGUUAUCGCCAACAAAGCGGAACCUCCUGAGCAUUUUAGCCAGUUUGUUCGAUCCUCUAGGGAUAAUAAGUCCAUUGAUAGUUAGUGCCAAGAUCUUAUUCCAGGAGGUUUGUAAUAGUAAGACGGGUUGGGACGACAGCUUUAAGGAAGAGCCUUUAAGAAAGUGGGAAAUCUGGUAUAGGGAUUUGAUUGAGACCAAGGAAAUCACUAUUCCUCGAUGCAUAUACCAACAUCCAGCGGAAGAGGUUUUAGGGUGCACAUUACAUGGGUUUGGCGACGCUAGUAAGAAAGCAUAUUGUGCGGUAGUAUAUGUUGUUUAUUAUACAAAUGUAGGAAGUUAUGUCCGCAUGUUAACAUCAAAGGUAAGAGUAGCACCUCUUAAAACAACUAGCAUUCCAAGGUUAGAGUUAAUGUCUGCGAGGCUCUUAGCGCAGUUACUAAAGUCAGUGAAAGAUUCAUUAGAAAACCAGGUUAGUAUAGAUAAUACGAAGUUGUGGCUUGAUAGCAUGACAGCACUCUACUGGAUAAUGAACAACGGAGGAUUGGGGACAUUGUCCUGGGGUGGAAAAUCCCGCGGAUAUAGGGGUGUAGUUGCUUCACAAUUGAAGGAUAACAAGCUAUGGUGGGUGGGGCCUGAUUGGCUUAUUAGGUCUAAGGAGGAGUGGCCGAUAUUUGAGGCUGCUGCCAAAACAAGUACGGUCUUAGAAGAAGAACGAAAGUCUUCCGUAAUGGUCGUAGCUAGUAGUAAAGAGUUAGCUAGUAUAAGCAAAGUGAUAAAUCUGGAGGAUUAUGGGACAGCGGAACGACUUUUCAGAGUAACAGCAUGGGUACUUAGGUUUGGGUUCAAUGCACGAGCAAAGUCUAAGGGCAUGGAAAAGCGCUGUGGAGAGUUGACAGUAGAGGAGCUUGACGAGGCGGAAAAUAGAUGGAUUAAACAGGCUCAGGCAGAGUUAAAGGAGGCUAAAAAGUACGCCCAGAUUAGUAACAGUCUAGGCUUGAUGGAAGAAGGAGGUAUCAUAAGAUGUAAGGGUAGACUGCGUAACUCUGAGCUAGAGUACAACACGAAACACCCAAUCAUUAUUCCCAAGGAUAAUAGAUUAACUGAGCUGAUUGUCAGAAAAUGUCACAGUGAAGUGCACCAUUGUGGGGUUAGGGCAACCUUGGGCAGGCUAAGGACGAAAUAUUGGGUCGUGAAGGGAAGGCAAAUGGUAAAGCGAGUUAUAGGUAAAUGCGUCACCUGUAAGAAAUUAGAAGGAAGGGCAUAUGGGGGGAGACAGAUGGCAGAUUUACCAGGCUUUCGAGUGAAGGAAGCUGCUCCUUUUUCUAAUGUGGGAGUAGAUUUUGCAGGUCCAUUGUUUGUUAGGUGUUGCACCAAGGCAUCCAAGAAGGCGUAUAUCGCAUUAUUUUCCUGUUGUGUGACUCGAGCAAUACAUUUAGAGCUAGUGCGUGAUUUGUCUGCGGAGACAUUUCUGUGUUGCAUGAGAAGAUUUGCAGCGAGGAAUGCCGAGCCUAAUAGUGUCAGACAACGCCAAGACGUUUAA
Messenger RNA from Dendronephthya gigantea, 2577 nucleotides. RefSeq lists its product as uncharacterized. The record is from RefSeq and is a predicted model, not a curated record. The transcript is spliced from 4 exons. Lineage: Eukaryota; Metazoa; Cnidaria; Anthozoa; Malacalcyonacea; Nephtheidae. The coding region runs from base 1 to 2577 and encodes 858 amino acids. Gene Ontology annotation, molecular function: nucleic acid binding.